This is a messenger RNA of Zootoca vivipara (common lizard), 6988 nucleotides long. Lineage: Eukaryota; Metazoa; Chordata; Lepidosauria; Squamata; Lacertidae. The record is from RefSeq and is a predicted model, not a curated record.
UCCGUUUCGCUCGCUCCCUUCGCCCAUGCCCCGCUCAAACAAGCAAGCGCCCCGUCGCGGAGCUCCCCGCGGACGCCCGGCUGCGCAGCAAGGAGCCGCCGACGGGGCGAGCCUCGUCAGGAGGGAUUAAGCGGGAGGUGGAGCGGACGAGAGGGGGCGACGGAGCCGGGCGCGGAGCUUGCGCACCUCCUCCUCCUCCUCGCGCACUUUGUUUUCCCGCCCUUGGAGCUGAGGAGGACUAGCGCCAUGGCAGCGCCGGCGGAGCAGCAGCAGCGCGCCUGGAGUUUAGUCGCCGCGCCCGUCUUCUCCGUCAGCUUGUGGUUCCUGUGCUCGGCUCCCCAGGUUGGUGGUGACCAAAACCAGGGAGCUAUCUUUCUACGCGAGUUUACCUUAAUUCGGAGAGAGAGUCUUAAUGAAGAUUUCCUUUCGGAUUUGCUGAAUACGAACCACAGAAUUGAAGAUACGAGUUCUCGAACUGCUCGAUCGGAGGAAGACCGAGAUACCCUGUGGGAUGCCUGGGGCUCGUGGAGCGAAUGUUCCCGUACUUGUGGGGGAGGCGCUUCCUACUCCCUCAGGCGCUGCCUGAGCAGCAAGAGCUGUGAGGGUCGAAAUAUCAGAUACCGAACAUGCAGCAACGUGGACUGCCCUCCAGAAGCAGGUGAUUUCCGUACCCAGCAAUGUUCGGCGCACAAUGACGUCAAGUACCAGGGGCAGUUUUACGAAUGGCUCCCUGUAUCUAAUGACCCGGACAACCCAUGCACCUUGAAGUGCCAGGCCAAAGGGACAAGCUUUGUUGUGGAAUUGGCUCCUAAAGUGCUGGAUGGGACCCGAUGCUACACUGAAUCGCUAGAUAUGUGCAUUAGCGGCUUGUGCCAAAUUGUUGGCUGUGACCACCAGCUGGGAAGCUCUGUCAAGGAGGAUAACUGUGGGGUCUGCAAUGGAGACGGUUCCACCUGCCGGCUUGUCCGAGGCCAAUAUAAAUCUCAGCUCUUGGCAAAUAAACCGGAUGAUACCGUGGUUGUUAUUCCCUACGGAAGUCGACAUGUUCGCCUGGUGCUGAAAGGUCCUGAUCAUCUCUGUGACGUUUCUCCUUUUCAGAUCCGUUACGCUGGUGCUGCCGACAGUACGGUUCAGUUUAUUUUCUAUCAGCCUAUUAUUCACCGAUGGAGAGAAACUGAUUUCUUUCCUUGUUCCGCUUCCUGCGGUGGAGGUUACCAGCUGACUUCUGCCGAGUGCUAUGAUCUGAGAAGCAAUAGAGUGGUCUCUGACCAAUACUGCCACUACUACCCUGAAAACAUCAAGCCAAAGCCCAAACUUCAGGAGUGCAACCUGGAUCCUUGCCCUGCCAGUGAUGGAUACAAGCAGAUCAUGCCCUAUGACCUCUACCAUCCUCUUCCUCGGUGGGAAAGCACCCCGUGGACCGCUUGCUCUUCUUCUUGCGGGGGAGGCAUUCAGAGCCGCACAAUCUCUUGUGUGGAAGAGGACAUCCAGGGGCUCAUCAGCUCUGUGGAAGAAUGGAAGUGCAUGUACACUCCCAAGAUGCCCAUUGUCCAGCCUUGCAACAUCUUCGAUUGCCCCAAGUGGUUGGCCCAGGAGUGGUCUCCGUGCACAGUGACAUGUGGCCAAGGCCUAAGAUACCGAGUGGUUCUGUGCAUCGAUCACAGAGGGAUGCAUACCGGUGGCUGCACUGCUAAAACAAAGCCUCACAUCAAGGAAGAAUGCAUUGUUCCCACUCCUUGCUACAAGCCAAAAGAAAAACUUCCUGUUGAAGCUAAAUUGCCAUGGUACAAGCAAGCCCAGGAACUGGAAGAAGGAGCAAUAGUAUCAGAAGAACCAACGUUUAUUCCGGAGACAUGGUCUGCCUGCAGCGUGACCUGUGGGGUUGGAAUCCAAGUCCGCUUGGUGAAGUGUCAAGUGCUGCUCUCCUUCUCUCAAUCUGUGGCUGAUUUGCCCAUUGAUGAAUGUGAAGGGCCCAAGCCAGCCUCUGAACGAGCUUGUUAUGGUGGCCCUUGCAAUGGGGAGACCAGCGAAUAUAGUCCUGAAGAGGCCGAUGUGUUUUAUGGAGGCUCACAGGAUUUUGAUGAACUCCAUGACUGGGAGUAUGAAGGCUUCACAGAGUGCUCUGAGUCUUGUGCAGGAGGUGUUCAAGAGGCAGUAGUGGCUUGCCUGAAUAAACAGACAAGAGAGUUUGCAGAUGAAAAUCUAUGUGUGAGCAGCCGGCGUCCCCCACAGUUGCUGAAAGCUUGUAACCUGGAGCCUUGUCCCCCAAGGUGGGAGGUGGGGCAGUGGAGUUCCUGCAGCCUCACCUGUGGCGUUGGACUGCAGACCCGAGAUGUCUUCUGCUCUCACCUCCUCUCGCGAGAAACCAAUGAGACGGUGAUCCUGGCAGACGGGCUGUGCCACAAGCCCCAGCCCAUCCUGGUGCAAGCCUGCAAUCGUUUCGACUGCCCCCCAUCCUGGUACCUCUCGGAGUGGCAACAGUGUUCACAGACAUGCGGGGGUGGCCUUCAGAAGCGGGAAGUGCUCUGCAAGCAGCGCAUGGCCGAUGGAAGUUUCCUGGAGCUUCCAGAAACAUUCUGCUCCACUUUGAGACCCGCCUCCCAACAAGCCUGCCAAAAUGAGGACUGCCCCCCUGAGUGGCUUCUUUCAGACUGGACGCAGUGUUCUGUGAGCUGUGGUGAGGGAACCCAGAAGCGAAAUGCUAUUUGCAGGAAAAUGCUAAACACCGGGCUUUCUGCCAUCAUCAAUUCAUCGCUGUGCCCGCCCUUGCCGUUCUCGUCGUUGGUCAGGCCAUGUGCAAUAGCAACCUGUUCAAGACACCAGAGGCCGUCUCACAAGCAAACCCCUCUGAUCAUGGCUCAGAAGAAAGUCUUCAUCCAAACAAGGAAACAGCGAAAGCUGCACUUCGUUGUUGGCGGGUAUGCCUACCUUCUCCCCAAAACCUCCAUCAUCCUCAGGUGCCCCGUGAGAAGGUUCCGGAAGCCAAUGAUCACAUGGGAGAAAGAUGGCAAGCGGCUCAUCAGCUCGGCUCACGUGACUAUUGCUCCGUAUGGAUAUAUGAAAAUUCAUCGGCUGAAGCCCUCCGAUACGGGGACGUACACGUGCGCAGCAGGGCUGGCUCGGGAGCAUUUUGUGAUUAAGCUCAUAGGAGGCCACAACAAGCGCAUGACCGCCUUGUCUCUUGGGAUGAUGAAGGAAGAAGAAGCCACGAGGAAGGCCAGCUUGAACGAAGCUUUGCACGCCCAGGAGAAGCACCAGAACGGAAUCCUCUUCAAUGGGAGCAAAACCGAGAAACGGGGGCUUCUUACCGACCCUAGCAGCCGGUACGAUGACAUUGUCUCGAGGCUUCUGGAGUACAGAGGCUGGCCUCGCGACCACCCGGAGCCAUGGGAAGCUCAGGACUCUGCGGAGAGAAACAUCUCUUCUGAGGAAGAUCAGGGCCAGGAGUACACGCUUCCUUUCACCAUGGUCGCCAGCCAGGAUCGUUUGGACGACAUCCUGAGAAACUUGUCCCAACAGCCAGAGGAAGUUCAGGAUAUCUAUAGCAAGCAGCUGGUUGCGCAGUUGGCCCACGAAAUUUUCAAGAGCCAUUUGGAACACCAGGAGUCCCUUUUCAAAACGCAAGGGGGCAGGGUCCGUUCUGCUUCGGUGGAGGUCCCGUUCAGCAAGUAUUUUUCCGAGUUUACCAGCUCCUUGAGAACGUCUUCGGCUGAAGCCCACUUGUCGCCGGAGCUGGCAAACGGCUCGCGGGGGCCUCCUAGAAAGCCUGCCAUUCUCAAGAAGAUAUCUGCAGCGCAGCAGCUCUCUGCCUCUGAAGUGGUCACCCAUCUGGGACAUACUGUCGUUUUAGCUAGCGGGACGCUAAGUGUGCUUCUUCACUGCGAGGCAGUUGGGAACCCAAAGCCCACCAUUAGCUGGGCAAAGAAUGGAGAGGUUGUGCAGUUCAGCAAAAGGAUACUUCUUCAGCCAGAUGACUCCUUGCAAAUCCUGGAGCCUGUCGAAGCAGACGUCGGAUUCUAUACCUGCAAUGCAACUAAUGCGUUGGGAUCUGACUCUGUUUCCAUUGCCGUCACGUUAGCAGGGAAGCCAUUAAUAAAGACAUCAAGAGCCACCCUGGUCAACAAGGAGUUGCCUGCUGUUACUGCUGAUAUUGGAAGCACUGUGAAAACCAUCCUGGGAGCAAACGUGACCAUCAACUGCCAGGUUGCAGGUGUGCCUGAAGCAGAACUCACCUGGUUCAAGAAUAAAAUCAAGCUGGCCCCUGGUCAUUAUCUGCAGGAUGGGUCACUGCAGAUUGAAAAUGUUUCUCUCUCGGAUCAAGGCUUAUACUCCUGCAGGGCAGCCAACAUUCGUGGGCAGAUUACCGAAAGCACUCAGCUUCUUGUUCUGGACCCGCCACAAUUCCGUCAUCGUUUGGAAGACAUGGCAGCCACGUUAUCCAUCACAGGACCAGGCGUUCCUUCUGUGAUAACAUCUCCUUCAGGAACAAGAAAAGUGCUCAGCCCAGGGAGUUCUGUGCUGAUUGGCUGCCCAGUGAAUGGUCACCCCGCUCCUAACAUUACCUGGUUUCAUGCUGGUCAGCCCUUCAGCAUGCCUCACCACGUGUUGUCAUCUGGAGAGAUUAUUCAGAUACUGAACAUCAGCCAUGAUUAUCAAGGAGAAAUCAGCUGCAUGGCUCAGAACGAGGCAGGCUUGCUCGUACAAAAAACGUCUCUGACAGUCCAAGAUUACUGGUGGUCGGUGGAUAAGAUGUCGCCCUGCUCAGCCUCCUGCGGUAACAAGGGUCUGCAGCAUCACCAGCUGAGAUGCUUACUGGACAGAGCCCAAGUCAACAUCUCCCACUGCAUGGAGAAGCCCAAACCGGCUCUGCAGCCAGUUGCUUGUAACAGAAGAGAUUGUCCUUCGAGAUGGAUGGUGACGUCGUGGUCCCAUUGUACGCAAAGCUGUGGCGGAGGCAUUCAGACCCGUCGGGUGACAUGUCAAAAGCUGACAGCUGCAGGCAGCUCCAUGCCCAUGUCAAAUGAUGCAUGUGCUCAACUUUCCAAGCGCCCGGUAGACACCCAGAGCUGUAACAGACAGCUGUGUGUUGAGUGGGCAACUUCUGCCUGGGGGCAGUGUAAUGGACCAUGCAUUGGAUCUCGGCUGGCUGUACAACACAGGCAGGUUUUCUGCCGGACCAGGGAUGGGAUAUCUGUGCCUUCUGACCAAUGCAGCUCUCUUCCAAGGCCUCUGAGCACGCAGAACUGCUGGACAGAUGCUUGCGGAGUGCACUGGAGGGUCAGUCUGUGGACUCUGUGCACGGCUACCUGCGGGAACUACGGCUUCCAGUCAAGACGAGUGGAAUGUGUGCGUGUCCGCACCAACAAACCUGUGCAAGAGCACUACUGCGCCUGGAGACAGAGGCCGGCUAACUGGCAGCGUUGCAACAUCACUCCCUGUGAAAAUGUCGAGUGCAGAGAUACCACCAGGUACUGUGAGAAAGUGAAGCAGCUGAAGCUCUGCCAGCUCACGCAAUUCAAAUCACGGUGCUGUGGGACGUGUGGAAAAGCAUAAAGGGGGCAAGCAGAGAACCAUCCGAUGAAUUUGGCACCGCCAGCCCCCCCUCUGCUUUAUUACUGAGAAGGGCUUCUUCAUAAAAAGGAAAAAAUGGAAUGGAAUGGCCUUAUCUUCCAUUUUAUUUAUUUAUUUUUCCUCUCCCCCCUUUUUUGUUUCCCUUUUUUUCAAAAAAACAAAACAAAAUCCCUUUCUUAAACUGAAGUCUUUGUAAAGAACUCGACAAGGUUUCCCUUCUAUAAGGAGGCUGGGAGACAAACACAGCAAGUCACAGAAUUUCUUAUGAGGGUGCAGACCAAAACAAAAGGAGAGAGAGCUCCGGAGAGAAGAGAGUCUGGAACGACGGAACGCCCUGGGAGACUUCAAGGCUUCAAGCAACAGGACUCUGAAAACGCCUUGCAAAAUUGCCAGUACCUUGAGUCAGAGGUGUGACGUUCGCCCUUGCACAAAAGAAGGGACAAUGAAGUGGAAGGGAAAGGGGUGUCUUGUUGAAGAAUGGAUUAGCCUUCAGUUGGCCCUGGAAGGCUUGCUCACGUCAGGGGAAUAGAUAUGACCAUCUGAUAAAAGGAGUAGCUUCCUAUGGUGUCAUUUCACCACGUGGACAUGGGAAGGACCAGACACCCACCACUGGGAGAAGAGAAAUUUACCCUGUACCAUUGCAGUCAGGGGGCGGGGGAAUCCUGCUACUCGCCAUUGGGGCAGGAUGCUGCAGCCCAACAGCUUCCCAAAUGGCUGUGUGUUCAGCAGCUCUGUAUAUUCAUCCGCCAUGGGUUUUGUAUAGCUAUUUCCCUGUUGCGUUGCCACCUGGGCCUCCCUGCUUUCGGUUAUGCUCAGGAGGCACAGUCCAAGUCUCAAAAUACUGCAGCGGCACAAGCUCCAUUUCAAUGUGGCAUUAAAAACAGGGGCAGCAAUGCAAAGGGUAUAUCCGUUGAUCCCAGUCACAAAAUGAGUCUUGAAAGAAAUGAUGCGCCAAAGGCUUGCCCUCUUGUCACAUUUCAGUUGAUUUCUGUUCAUUGUCCCGGUAUUCCUCCUGACACAUACAGUCGUACCUUGGUUUUCAAACAGAAUGCAUUCCAGAAGUCUGUUCGACUUCCAAAAUGUUCAGAAACCAAGGCACGGCUUCCAGUUGGCUGCAGGAGCAUCCUGCAGCCAAUCAGAAGCCGCUCCGGACAUUCAGCUUCCGAAGCAAAGUUCGCAAACCAGAACACCCACUUCCAGGUUUGCGACGUUCGAGUUCCAAGUUGCUCGUGAACUAAGCUGUUCAAAAACCAGGGUACGACUGUAUAGACCAGGGGGUCCCCAAACUACGGCCCCCGGGCCGGAUGCGGCCCAAUCGGCCUUCCAAUCCGGCCCGCGACGACCCCCGCCGCCGCCCGCUCUCACGGCGCGCGGCGCAGCGACGAUCUAAAAAAUCGGCAAAAAAUCGCCGAAAAUC